Molecule: messenger RNA, 3849 nt
Organism: Tarenaya hassleriana
Lineage: Eukaryota; Viridiplantae; Streptophyta; Magnoliopsida; Brassicales; Cleomaceae
Product: protein SMG7
Exons: 8
Coding region: 173-3157 (994 amino acids)
Biological process (GO): nuclear-transcribed mRNA catabolic process, nonsense-mediated decay
Cellular component (GO): telomerase holoenzyme complex
Molecular function (GO): telomerase RNA binding; protein binding; telomeric repeat DNA binding
Source: RefSeq, a predicted model, not a curated record
UCCUCCAAAGGCAUUGUACGAUACCAUCGUCUCUUUCUCUCUAAGAGGAAAAAAAGCCCUAAUUUUCUCUCUCCACCGUCUGGUUUUUCCUUCCGAUGCUUAAUCUCGGAUUGGUCAUUUGCAGAUCCAGUUGUUCCGGUUUCAGGUGAAAAAGUAUUGAUGAGUUUGGUGAAUGAUUAUCGUGCAGAUGAAUAAGACAUCUGCUCCUUCGUCAAGGGAGCAUGCCCAAUCCAUACUCGAUAAGACUGUCGAGUUGGAAAGUAAGCGUCGGAAGGCUGCCCAGGCUCGACUUCCAUCUGAUCCAAAUGUGUGGCAGCAAAUUCGUGAGAAUUAUGAAGCAAUAAUUCUUAAGGAUCAUACUUUUUCUGAGCAGCAAAACAUCGAGUAUACUUUAUGGCAGUUGCAUUACAAAAGAAUUGAAGAGUUUAGGGCACACUUCAAUCUCUUGUCUUCUAGCAGUUCAAAUUCACCCCAAAAUGUCAAAGCCCCCAUCAGACCUGACCGAACUGCAAAGCUCAGACUACAGUUUAAAACAUUCCUAUCAGAAGCAACUGGCUUUUACCAUGAUCUGAUUUUAAAAAUUAGAUCAAAAUAUGGUCUCCCCUUGGGGUAUUUCUCUGAGGAUCUAGAGAAGUCAGCAGAAGUUACGAAAGCAUUGGUGUCUUGCCACCGGUCCUUAAUAUACCUGGGUGACCUUGCCCGGUAUAAAGGACUAUACGGGGAGGGGGAUUCUAAGCACCGAGAGUAUGCUGCAGCUUCAAGUUACUAUUUGCAAGCUGCUUCCUUAUUGCCAGCCAGUGGAAACCCACAUCAUCAGCUUGCUAUAAUAGCCUCUUAUUCAGGGGAUGAGUUGGCUGCUAUAUAUCGUUAUUUCCGGAGUUUGGCCUUGGAGAGCCCCUUCCCUACUGCCCGUGAUAACUUGAUUGUUGCAUUUGAAAAGAAUCGUCAGAAUUACACUCAGCUGCUUAUGACGGUUGAGGAUUCAUUUAGGAAGCUGAAUGGAAAAGGAAGAAGCAAAAGGGAAGAUCUUUCAUUGAAAGAUGCAAACUUGGUAGAUGGUCCUGAGAAGGAUAAAGUACCCAAUCCAAAUGAGAUGCUCAAAACAUUUUGCACUAGAUUUGUCCGCCUUAACGGGAUUCUUUUCACUUGUACAAGCCUGGAGAUGUUCUCCGAAGUUCUUGACUCCACUAUCAGCAGUUUACAAGAGCUGCUUUCUUCAGGCCCAGAGGAGGAGUUUAAUAUUGGUGCAGAUGCCACGGACAAUGCACGUUUCAUUGUUAGACUUGUGGCAAUUCUGGUAUUCAGUGUUCAUAAUUCAAAGAAAGAAACAGAAGGUCAGACAUAUGCAGAAAUUGUGCAGCGUGCUGUGCUUUCCAAAAAUGCAUUAACAGCAAGUUUUGAGUUACUUGGACGAGUAAUAGACCGAUGUGCACAGCUUCGUGAUCCUCCAUCAAGUUACUUCUUGCCUGGUGUCCUAGUCUUUGUUGAAUGGCUGGCCUGUUACCCUGAAAUUGUUGUGGCCAGUGAUCCAGAUGAGACAGAGAAUGUUGUUCGGUCUAACUUUUGGAACCAGUGUGUUACCUUUUUUAACCGAAUAUUGUCACUUGGGCCAAUGUUCAUCGAUGAAGAUGAUGAAGAUGAGACUUGCUUUUCAAACAUGAGCAAAUAUGAUGAAAGGGAAACUGAAAACAGACUUGCUUUGUUGGAGGACUAUGAACUAAGAGGAUUCUUGCCAUUGCUUCCUGCUCAUACCAUUCUUGACUUUUCCAGGAAUCAUUCCUUUGGAAGUGAAGGCCCCAAAGAAAAGAAAGCCCGUAUCAGGAGAAUUCUGGCAGCAGGAAAAGCUUUGGCCAGUGUGAUAAAAAUAGAUCAGAAUUCUGUGUAUUUUGACUCAAGGAAGAAGAAAUUUUUGGUUGGUGUAAAACCAUCAGAUGAUUUCUUGCUAGAUUCUCAUUCACAUCCACCAGAAGCCAAUAACACACUGCAAGAUAAUCAUGUGAUCAUGGAUCUGAAUUUUUCAAAGAUGCAACAAGAUCAACAGCCUUAUCUGGACGAGGAUGAUGAUGAUGAAGUGAUUGUUUUCAAGCCUAUGGCUUCUGAGAAGAGAAUAGGAGCUCCUGAUCAGAUAUAUGCGCCAAAUGGGGGCAUAAGAAAACCUGGCCAAUGUGCUUCUGUGGAGGAUCUGAAAUCUUUGGGUAGCUCUUGCUCAGUUUCUCAUGACAAUCUUCCAUUACAAGCCAAUGUCGGCCCGAGUUUUCAGUUACCUGUAUCUGUUGUUGGGUCUAACCUUCUGGCACAUCUUCAGCCGACUCAGACGCAGGCUCGGCAUCUUCAACAGUCUCAAGCACAAUUCAUGCAUCAAGAACCAGUACAAUCUCUGGUCGCUCACCUUAAAUCAACCCAAUCACAGAUUGCACACCUUCCACCAGCCCAGUUACAGGCUUCUACAUGGUUACCGGAAGAAGCUGCCUGUAGCCUAACAAGGUUAAAUCUUAUGGGUAAUGGUCAUGUGAUGAGGAAUGAGAUGCAAGGAAAUCAAGGCAUUUCCUAUUACCCAACCCAUUCAUUACCCAUUCACCAGUCCUUUAAUGUCAGUGGUAUAGGUGGUGUGCCAUAUCCUCAAUCACGGGCUCCUGAAGCUUCGUUGGCACCCAAAGUUGAUGUUGUUUCAUCUUCUGGGAUUACUGCUGAUUGCAUGGGCGUUCAAACUUCUCUAACAAGGAAAAGUCCAAUCAGUAGACCUAUUAGGCAUCUUGGGCCCCCGCCUGGUUUCAACCCAAUCCCUUCUAAGGCACCUAAGGAGUCGAUAUCUAGUUCAGAUCUGUCUGGUAGUAAUCCACUUGUUGAUGAUUAUAGCUGGUUGGACGGAUAUCAACCUCAAUCUGCCCGAGGUGUUGGGCUCAGUAAUUCUUUAAAUUACUCUUCUCCUGGGAAAGCUGAAUAUAUGAGUGCCAGCAAUGGCAUGAACGGAAUGGUCAAUUUCCCCUUCCCUGGAAAACAAGUUCCAACAUCGCAGGUCCAAGCAGAUAUUCAGAAAGGGUGGCAGACUUAUCAGCAACUUCAGCAACAGCAGCAUGUGAAUGGAAACCAGCAAUCAGCUCAGCUCCCUGAGCAAUAUCAAGGGCAGUCAAGCUUGCCAGGUCGUUACUUUGUGUGAAAUCAGUAAAGAGUAACAUGGUCAUUGGGAAUGAUUUUAGUGAAUGUUUCGCAAUGGUUUGCUACCAAACUCCAACUCUGAGCCUUAUUCUGCUGAUGAAGUAUCUGUGGCAUGGCUUCUUGCGGGGGUACUUGCUACUGGAAGGACCCAGGACAGCGAAUGUUGGUGGAAGAGAUAGUGGUAACAAGACACAUGUAUGGUCUCUGCGGAAUUCAUAGGAGUAAAAUCGCCUUCUCCAUGGGGGAGAUAUUAGACCGUGUCAGUAAAACCAGGGUCAUACCUCGUUGGCCAUUUAUGGCACCGCUCGAUGUCCCAAGCAGUGAAAUCCUCUCUAUCCUCUUCUGAAAUGUCAAAAAAAGAAACAAAUCUAGCUCUCUCGGUUUGCUUUCCAGUGAUAUCAUAUUUCUUCAGCUGGUACCUUUAUGGUAUGAUAUCAUCACUGUUGACUGCAUAUAGUUGCAGCUCGUAACCCAUAUAUGGGUUAAAAGCAGCAGUAAGGGAACUUGGUCUCGUCAUUGUUUUGGGUUUAAAGAGUGGUAUUGGUGUUGAAGCUCUCAGGUUGAUGAAUAGAAGGGGAAACCUUGUGGUACAUAGGCCUCCGUGUGUCCAAGUGUGGUUUGGUCUUUCUGGAUUUUACAUUUUACUAGGAAUGUUUGUUGAUGAAAUGGAUGUCUACUUCAUAUUUGCAUCUC